GUAUGGUAUUCAGUUGCUAUUAUCAGCUAUUAAGCCUCAACGGGGACAUGUUUAACAGGUUUUAGAUUCGAGGUUUUUAACAUUAACACCUUUUUUUUAAUGUGUGUUUUUUAACAUCUUCCAUGUCCCUUCUGGGGUCCCAUACUCCAAAGAUCUCCUCGGUCCAAAAAUGUUUUCCCAUAUAUUCGGCAUUAUCUUGCUAACAUCAGUUCAAUAAAUUAUCCACAAAUAAAUUUGUGUUUUAUUGUGAUUGUAACAAAUUAAAUGGUUUCAAAUAUCAAGCAAAAAAUAUGAGUAUCAUUUUCGGCACCUGCAAUUUUAGAGUUACUGUACUGGUAUCGAAAUUUCACCCACCUGUACUCGAGGCUAAUUAAGAGUUUUAUGAGAUUAAAUCUUUACUGUAUUUUUAUCAGUUCGCUUACAAAAUACAACAAUUAAGUUAUACUGCGUAUUAUUUCAAAUGUGAGAUGAACAUCGUAUCCAUCCGUCCUCAUGAAUGUGAAUGAACGUCAACAUAAGAUGAUGGAGUCAAUGCAGGCAUCCGUCAUCUUGUGUGAGACAGCGCCGUGCUUCCCCCACGGCAGUAAUAUAUUAGCACCCUCACUUCGUUUUUUACACUCUUUUUACAGUUAAAGUCCGUCUUAAUAACAUUUGAAUAGUUAGGGUGUACAAAAUGCUACACGCUGAUAGGUUUUGUCAAGCCGGACGGUAGGAUACUUUCCCCGUACCAUUGGCUAGCUUAGCGCUGUCGUGGUCCUCAAGCAAGUCCGAGGUCUGAAGGCCUCUCGCCUGGAAGUGCAACCACAUAUUUAAUAAUUGAGUUGCAGAGAUGACAGACAGUGCAGGGCUGCAGUUUGUCAGCCCUUAUGCAUUUGAAGCCAUGCAGAAGGUGGACGUGCAGCGCCUGGCUGCCCUGAGUGACCCCGAGCUGAGGCUGCUGCUCCCCUGCCUGGUGAGGAUGGCUCUGUGUGCCCCGGCUGACCAGAGCCAAUCCUGGGCACAGGACAAGAAGCUCAUCCUCCGUCUCCUCUCGGGAGUGGAAGCCGUCAACUCCAUCGUAGCGCUGUUGUCUGUUGAUUUUCACGCUUUGGAACAGGAUGCCAGGAAAGAGCAGCAACUCAGGCACAAGGCCGGCGGCUCUAAUGUGGAGAGCAUCCUGGUGUCCCAACUGCAGCAUGGUCUCACCUUGGAGUUUGAACACAGCGAUCCUCUCAGGAGACUCCGUCUGACCCUCAGCGAGCUUUUGACCAUCAUGAGUAAGGUGGCGGAUUCAAACGGAGAGUUCUUCCUGAAGUCGUCAGAACUCUUUGAAAGCCCCGUCUACUUGGAGGAGGUUGCAGAUGUCCUCUGCAUUCUGCAAGCAGAGCUGCCUUCCCUGCUGCCAAUAGUGGAUGUGGCGGAGGCUUUGCUGCAUGUCCGCAACGGAGACUGGUUUCUGUGUCUGCUGGUUGCCAAUGUGCCCGACAGCUUCAAUGAAGUCUGCAGAUGUUUGAUCAAAAACGGAGAGCGCCAGGAUGAGGAAAGCGUUGGCGGUCGACGCAGGACGGAAGCCCUGAGGCAGCUGUGCCAGAUGAACCCCUCACAGGCCCUCAACAUCCGCGCCAUGGUGGUGGAGGAAUGCCAUCUUCCCGGUCUUGGGGUGGCUCUGACUCUGGAUUACAAACCAGAUACAGCAGACGAGGCCGUCAGUCCCCUGGUCUCUUACGUCAGCGGCUUGCUGCUCGGCACCAACAGCAAAGUCCGCACCUGGUUCAGCAUGUUCAUUCGCAACGGGCAACAGAGAAAGAGAGAAAGCAGCUCGGUGCUGUGGCAGAUGCGCAGGCAACUGCUGUUGGAGUUGGUCGCCAUCCUGCCUCGCUCGCGCAGCACUCAUGUGGCCAAUGACGGCGACGUGGACGAGGAGGGCGGCUCCGGGUACUCUGGCCUCAGGGAGGAGCAUGUGGUGAAGGCGGGCGCUCUGCUCCGACUCUACUGUGCCCUCAUGGGCAUCGCCGGCCUCAGACCGACGGAUGAAGAGGCAGAGCAGCUCCUGCAGCUGAUGACGAGCCGACCUCCAGCUACUCCUGCAGGCGUUCGCUUUGUUUCCCUGUCCUUCUGCAAGCUGCUGGCCUUCCCCACGCUUGUCAGCACUCCAGAACAGGAGCAGCUCAUGGUCAUGUGGCUCAGCUGGAUGAUCAAAGAGGAGGAGUACUUUGAGAGCGCUGCGGGUGUAUCUGCCUCUUUUGGAGAGAUGCUGUUACUGGUUGCCAUGUAUUUCCAUAGCAACCAGCUCAGCUCCAUUAUUGAGUUGGUGUGCUCUACAUUGGGGAUGAAGAUUGCCAUCAAACCAAGCUCUCUUAGCAAGAUGAAGACUAUCUUCACACAAGAGAUCUUCACAGAACAGGUGGUGACCGCCCAUGCAGUGAGGGUUGCGGUGACCAACAAUCUGAGCGCCAACAUCUCAGGUUUCCUCCCCAUUCAUUGUAUCUACCAGCUGCUUCGGAGCCGAGCCUUCACCAAGCACAAAGUGUCCAUCAAGGACUGGAUCUACCGUCAGCUGUGUGAGACAAACACCCCCAUCCACACCCAACUGAUUCCCCUCGUUGACGUGUACAUCAACUCCAUCCUCACUCCGGCGUCCAAGGCCAACCCGGAGGCCACAAACCAACCAAUCACAGAGCAGGAAAUCCUCAGCGUUUUCCAGGCCUCUUCUGGCCAGGGAGACAGCCGAGGAGGACGACAACGCUACUCCAUCACCACCCAACUUCUUAUCCUCUACUACAUCCUGUCAUACGAGGAGAACCUGUUGGCUAGCACCAAACAGCUGGCUUUAAUGCAGAAGAAACCCAAGUCAUACUCUGCAGCUCUGAUGGACCAGAUCCCCAUAAAGUACUUAGUUACCCAAGCCCAGGGGCUGCAACAGGAGCUUGGGGGCCUGCACUCUGCCCUGCUGAGGCUGCUGGCCAUCAACUACCCUCACCUCUGUCUCGUGGAGGACUGGGUGUGCGAAGAGGAGGUGACGGGGACCCUGCCCCUGCUGAGGAAGAUGAUGCUCCCCCGCAACACCUGCAGAUAUACUCAGAGCCAGCUCCACCAGGCCUUCCAGAAGUUACCGUCCAGCAGUCCCAGGCUGAUGCGAGUCCUGGAGCAGUUGACACUCCUGACACCCGGAGACCUGAUCCCUUACUCGGAGGCCCUCACCGCCAGCAUGGCUCUGCUGCUGGAACCCGCCGUGCCACGCCGCGUUCUGCAGACGCUCAACAAGCUUUGGAUGGGCCUCAACACCGUGAUGCCUCGCAGGCUGUGGGUGAUGACGGUGAACGCCCUCCAACCUUCGGCAAAGUUGCUCCGACAGCAGACGUACACGCAGAACAAUCUGAUGGUGGAUCCUCUCAUCGUGCUGCGCUGUGAUCAGCGGGUGUACAGGUGUCCUCCUUUAAUGGACAUUGUCCUUCACAUGCUGAAUGGCUACCUGCUCGCCUCAAAGGCCUACCUGCACAGCCACUUGAAGGAGACGGCAGACUUUGACAGACAAAGCCAGACGGUCUCAAAUCUGGGUGUACCCGGUCAGCCAGAUACACCCGAGGUCACCCGGGAGGAGCUUAAGAACGCUCUUUUAGCAGCGCAGGAUAGUGCAGCCGUCCAGAUUCUUCUGGAGGUGUGUUUACCCACCUCAGAGGAGCAGCAGCUGGGAGCAAACCCCGAAAGCCUUCUGAGGGGCAUCAGGGGCCCCACGGCAGGGAGAACGGAACAAAGGAGCCCGAUGCCGAGAGCCAAGGAGGGCUUGAGGGACGCUGAGCCGGAAGGAGGCUUGCUGAGCGAUUUGAGGGAGGUGCAGUGCCUCAUCUGUUGUCUCCUACACCAGAUGUUCAUCGCCGACCCCAACAUUGCCAAACUGGUCCACUUCCAGGGUUACCCUCAAGCUCUGCUGCCUCUAACAGUGGCAGGCAUCCCUUCCAUGCAUAUCUGUCUGGACUUCAUCCCAGAACUGCUGGCCCAGCCCCAACUGGAAAAGCAGAUUUUUGCCAUCCAGUUGCUGUCGUACCUGUGUAUCCAGUAUGCCUUGCCCAAGUCGCUCAGUGUGGCCAGAUUGGCCAUCAGUGUCAUGGGUACUCUCCUCACAGUGUUGACUCGUGCCAAGCGCUUUGCAUUCUUCAUGCCCACCCUGCCGUGCCUUGUGGCCUUCUGUCGGGCCUUCCCUCCGCUCUAUGAGGACGUGACAGCCCUGCUUGUACAAGUGGGUCAGGUUUGUGCCUCCGACGUGGCCACCAAAGCCAGGGACAUUGACCCUCUCGUCGCUCGUUUGCAGUAUUUAAAGGAGAAGCCACGAGAUGGUUCAACAGAUGGUUCCACCAAGCUAACCCUCCCCCAAAAGUCAGCAGUGGAACUGGGAGGAGCUGACCCGGAUGUCCAGAUCUGCUACUGUCUGGAAGCUACCUUCAUGGACAUUAUCAUCUCCACCCUGCAUGGACUAUAGAGCAAGCGGACACGCAGUGCGGUAUACACUGCCGAGAGGGCUCUUUGUUGGUUCGUUUGUGUAGAUCAAAUGGGACUUGACUUAUGCUGUGGUGUCAUACAUUGUUUAUCCACUAGGGGGUAGCUUAGCUCAGGGGUAUCAUGGUCUCUAUCCCACAUGAUCAGUGUGUGAAUGAGCUGUUCUUUCCUUUCAUAGCUACAUACUGGAUGCCUCAAAAGCAGUGUUGGGACUAAAUGUGCCAGCUUUGAGAAGGAUUAAAAAAAAAAAACUUUCCCUGGUAGCUAAUUAAAUUGACAAAGUAGUAAUUCUAUUACAAAUUAAACUACUUUUUGGGGUGAAAGUAUUUUCAAGUAUUUUUCCCAACACUGCUUAAAGAAAGAAAAGUGCUAUAAGCUCAUUUACAUCUGCCAUUUGUCAUCCAUCAUUUCAGGACAACAGCCAGUACUGUAGAAAUACACACGCUGCAUUAUUUAAUGAAAUCAUCAUUAUUGCGAGUUUGUUCAGUCAGGUAUAAUUAUGUUCUUUAUCUCGGCUGUAGAAAGUAAAUUAGGUCAAAUCAAGUUUUGUUGACUACUAUUUUUAAUACAUGUGAACUUUUUCAGCCAAACGGGACAUUCUUUUUGUGUCAUAUGUAGGCUUGUAUUUGUUUGUAAUAAAACAAAGAAA
Doryrhamphus excisus (bluestripe pipefish) is the source of this 5122-nucleotide messenger RNA. It is a transcript of the gene ints2, whose product is annotated as integrator complex subunit 2. Lineage: Eukaryota; Metazoa; Chordata; Actinopteri; Syngnathiformes; Syngnathidae. Gene Ontology annotation, biological process: snRNA 3'-end processing. The record is from RefSeq and is a predicted model, not a curated record. Gene Ontology annotation, cellular component: integrator complex.